This is a messenger RNA of Cutaneotrichosporon oleaginosum, 4384 nucleotides long. RefSeq lists its product as uncharacterized. Gene Ontology annotation, biological process: mRNA export from nucleus. Gene Ontology annotation, cellular component: nucleus; cytoplasm; transcription export complex 2. Lineage: Eukaryota; Fungi; Basidiomycota; Tremellomycetes; Trichosporonales; Trichosporonaceae. The record is from RefSeq and is a predicted model, not a curated record.
CUCCCAUUGUUGUUGACCCACCCCACACCUCGCAUCCAACACCCCGUCGAGUCUGCCCCUGGUGCAGACACGGCCUCACAAUCAUUCACCAUGGCCCCCGCAGCCGUGUCGGGGGCCGACCCCGGCGACGAUGACUCUCUCACGAGACAGGUCAAGCUCGCAGCCCGCGCUGCCCGGUUCAAUCAGCAACUCGAAGGCAACCGGUACAAGGAGCUCGAAGAAGCUCGCGUUAGAGAGCGCGAGGCCUUCAUCCAACAGGGCAAGAUAACCUCUGGCCAAACCGACUUGACAGGCGCCGUUGACCUUCGCGGGACGUGUGAGGACAUGUGCUCAUUGUAUGAGCGCGAGUUCCGCGAGUAUACGCGCGAAAUUCAUCCCUUUGAAGCCACCCCUCAGCGCCGAAUCGACCACUCCAAGGCUGUUGCAGCCUACACUCGGUCUGACGCUGGUGCCGGGCAUGGCACAGCCACCAUCCUCCCCUCGGAUCUGCGCACGCCCUCAGCCCUCGUCCGCUCCCUCGACUACCUCGUUGACGAGAUCAUGAGCCAGCAGCCUCCGCCAAAUCCCAAUGCAGUCAAUCCGCCAGCUCCUACUCCUCGACGCGCGCUAGGCUACUCCUCUGGCUUUAUUCGAGACCGCACCCGUGCUAUUCGCAAGGAGUUUUCUCUCCAGUCAAGUUGGGGUCAUGUCGAGGCUAUAGCGACGUUCGAGCGCAUCGCGCGAUGGCACAUCCUCUGCCUGCGCGAGCUCCAGGAGGAGACCGGCACCAACACCGACAUGCACAUCGACAACGCCGAACUGGGGCGCUGCUUUACCUCUUUGCGGCAGCAAUACAACGACCGGCGAGAAGAGACGGGUCUCGACAUGCCGUGCGCCAAUGAGCCCGAAUUCCGUGCCUACAUGCUCAUCUACGAUUUGGCAAGCAAGUCGGUGUCGAUCCCCAUUUCAGAGUUGCCCCAGGUCAUCCUCGACCACCCUCUCGUGCAGCUGGCCUGGAAGAUCCGGCAGGCCGCGCAGCGCAACUUUGACUCACAGAAAGAGGGCUCGAAACUCAACGCCGAACUCGGGGCCAACCUUAUCACUCGGUACAUCCGCCUGAUCAAGCAGGACCACGUACCGUACCUGAUGUCUUGCCUGGCCGAAGUUCGUCUCCGCGACAUGCGGCGGAGCGCAAUCCGAGCGCUAGUCCGCACAUAUCCAGGUCUCAAGAACGACGAGCCCAUCCGCCGCGACCAGAGCGGCGCCAUACUCGAGCGCAAGAUGGUGCUGAUGCCAACACUGGACCGUUUGUUGGGAGCUGAGGAGCAGGAAACUCUGGAGACGGCAUGGGACGAUAUUGAGCCCGUGUCACGACAUCCUGACGACGAGGCGAUCGCUGUCGUGCAGCGUUUCAACAUCAGAGUAUACCAGGAGAUGGGGGACCCUCGCCCCAUGGGCGCACUCAUCAACCUGCGAUCACCCUACAAUGACAACAAGGACGCACCCUUCACGAGACGGUGGAAGCUGAUUUCGGACAAGCAGCCCUCUUCAUAUGCCGAGGUUGUCAACGGUCGCGCGGGUGUUGGCAUCUCCGGUGGACCCGCUGCUCAGCCCGCAUCAGUCGCCCCUCCACCGCCUCCACAGCUUCAUACCCAACAGCGUGCGACUAUAAAGUCCGCUCCCACUCCCAAUGGCGCCGCGUGGCCCACUACCUCUGUCACUCCUCCAGUGCCCACCGGACCCACUGAGUCCGCGAGCGCCUUUGGCACAGGGCGGAGCGCUUUCGGUACUACCCCGGCCAGCGCCUUCGGGCCGAGCGCGAGCUCUUUCAGUGCCUUUGGGCCAAGCGCAGGCUCCGCUAGUGCUUUUGGGCCGGCUAAGAGCGCUUUCGGGACCCAAACGUCUGUGCCCUCCACGAGCGCCUUCGGCGCUGCCAAGAGUGCCGCGUCGAGCUCCAAUGCGCCAGCGCCAGCCAUCGACUUCAAGCCCAAACCGAGCUCGUUACAGGCAACUGCUCCCGCCUUCGAGCCGUCCAAGAGGGAAGAGACGAAGCCCGCGGCUCCAGCGGCCUCAGUCCUUUCAACGGUCAAGGCCGUUCCCGAGUGCUUCAAGCCUGUCGCCCCCUCAGACCCCGCAGCCGCUCCUACCACCGCCCCGGCCCCCAAGCCUGACUUUUUUGCGAAGACGGACAACGAGGGAACAGAGCCCAAACCCACGGCCCCACUCUUCAGCAAACCAAGCUUUUUCGACACCACGCCGAGGCCCACACCUCCACCAGAAUCUGGGCCAUCCAAGGCCGCCAUGCCUACUUUUUUCUCCUCAAGCACAGCGCCAGUGACAGGCACGGUAUUCUCGUCGACCUUGCCCAGCCCACGGCUGACCUCGCCACCUGAUGUCACUCCAACACGCACACCACCCGAGCCAGCGAUUCCCAGCAUCCAGGUCACACGCGCGUUCAUGCGCAAGCUGCCCUCGAUCUUGAGAGACGAGUUGAUCUCCGAAGUCGUCAAGGAACUCAUUAACGAUAACGAGGCGGCAUUACUUGAACUUGUGAACGAGCACGAGGCAGCAGCUGAACGGCAGCGCUCUAAAUUAGAGCGUGCAGGGCUGGUUAAGCAGCGGGCAAGACAGGUUUAUGACCAGCUUCUGGCCGAGCACGUCCAAUGCGAGCUGUUUGCUGAGUGGUUUUACGACAUGCGGGCACAGGUGUUCGCUUUCGCUAUCGCACGGAAGUGGUUGGCGUGGACGAGGAGAAGGGCAGAAAUACGUGCCAGCGCCGCGCGGCAGCGUGAGCAGGAUCGGCACCAACUCAAGAGCAUUGGCCUAGCAAGAUCGCACAGCUACGUCGACUGCGCCACUCACGCCACAUCCCGUUCACGCUCGGUUCGCUCUGGUGCGCCGUCUCUCAUAACGCUCCCUGAACAGGUCGAUGUGUCUCAGAACAAGUUUCACAAGCUGCAGGAAAUGCGCCGCAAGUUCUUCGACAGUGACUCUUCGCUUUUCAAGACCAUUGCCGGGCACGUGGCGCCGCUCAUCCAGCCCGCUCCCAACGAGGACACCUUGUGGGAAACUGUCCUGCUGACGGCGGGGCAGUCGGGUUCGCCAGCAGGCGAAAGCGCGUCUGCAUGGCUCACCUCGAAGCUCAUGACGCCAAGGCGCGGCUCGCGCGUCCAUGACGGUGUGUAUUAUCAGGCCGACGUCGGCUUCCGCUCAUGUGCGACCGACGUGCGCGGAUACUUCCCUGGCUCGUCGAACACGGGACUUUACGUCUUUGAGGCGCCGCUCAUCACUCUCAACACGGCCGCGAGAUCGCGAAACAUUGAUGAUGCGGGCGACAGGAUCGAGGCUGCGUCGAGCGCAAUCCAGCAGGGGUCGCGCUAUCGAGCAGGCCUGAUCAUCCUGACCUGGGAGCCCGAGACGCUCGAGGAAGUCGUCCAGCGCCUGGGUAUCGAGCACGACAUUGAGCCAUUCGAACACGUCGCCGCCGUGUCGAUACACAAUCCCGAGACAUUUGGCGCGCUCUUUGCCGCAGCGCUGCGAACUGUCGUUCCCUCCGACCCGCGCAAGUCGCAAGUUGUCGUUCCAUUGCAGCGCGUUGCAGACCGGACCGCGCAGGCGUACCAGGAGCUCCUGCAUGUCGCGGAGAACCUGUUCCGCGAGUUCCCCACGGAAUCGCGCCUGGUCGCCACGACGUUGAAGGCAGCGUGCGACCUCCUCUCCUCGCUUCCCAAUGCGAUUCAGGACCAGCUCGACGGGUUUGGCGAGGCCGACGAGUCGACGUACGUCCCCUUCGACUUUCCGCCGUACACGCCACCGGCGGAUACGAGCGCGGCGGGCGUAGCCGAGAGUCUACAGACAUACAUGGCUCAGCCUGAACUUGGCGCCGGCGUCGCGAUCGUGAGCGCCAAGCUGCGCGACGCGGUAGCGCACUCCCAGCCUCUGCCGUUGCGAGAAGCAUUCGACGCGCUCGGCACUUACGUCGCCGACAGCGUGCGCUACGCCACAUUAGGGCUGAAGCAGUGGUACGAUCCUCCACACCACCUGCAUGCCGCGCAGAGGGUGGAGGCGAGCAUCAUGGAGGACGUGCAAGCCGCCGCUGAGGCGGCGGUGCACGCCCUUGCGCAGGAAGGGUUGUGGGAGCGAGCGCGGGCGACCGCCCUCCCUCCCAGUCCGCCACUCACGCCGAGCACGGCCACGAGCGGGAUCAAGCGCGCGCGUGAAGAGGACGCCUACGAUCCCGUCAAGGCUAAAGCUGCGCGCCUUGCCGCGCUGAUAGCUGGUGCCAAGCAGGGGCUGAAGGCCAGCCAGGCGGUAGUGGGCGCGGCGGAGAACGGCAAGAAGUGGCGCUUUUAUUGAUAGCGGUGCAUGUAGAUUGUAACAGCAUAUGCAUGGGAGGACAUGGAGU